Molecule: messenger RNA, 2606 nt
Organism: Cydia pomonella (codling moth)
Lineage: Eukaryota; Metazoa; Arthropoda; Insecta; Lepidoptera; Tortricidae
Gene: Mocs2B
Product: molybdopterin synthase catalytic subunit
Exons: 7
Coding region: 6-998 (330 amino acids)
Biological process (GO): Mo-molybdopterin cofactor biosynthetic process
Cellular component (GO): cytosol
Molecular function (GO): molybdopterin synthase activity
Source: RefSeq, a predicted model, not a curated record
CCAUCAUGGACCACCUAAAGUUAACUGUGGAUAAAUUAUCGGUGGAUGCGGUGAGCGAGCUGGUGGUAGAUGACAGCUGCGGAGCAGUGUCUAUAUUUGUGGGGACGACUAGAGAUAAUUUUGAAGGCAAAAAGGUGUUGCGACUCGAGUAUGAAGCAUACGAGCCGAUGGCGCUGAAAGCCAUGAAGGCCAUCUGCGACGAAGUGAGGAGCAAAUGGAGCGCUGUACAUAGCAUAGCUAUAUAUCAUAGAUUAGGCAACGUUCCCUGCCGCGAAGCGUCCGUAAUCAUCGCCGUCUCCAGCCCGCACCGUCGCGACUCACUAGAUGCUGUCUCGCUCUGCAUCGAGCUGCUGAAGGCGAAGGUACCCGUGUGGAAGCGAGAGGUGUACGCGGACGCGGCGCCGGCUUGGAAGGAGAACCGAGAAUGUGACCCAACCCCGCCCUCCCCACCCGACACAGUGGAUAAGAACCUGAUCCAAAUCAACGUGUCCACGGCAGAGCUGCAGAAACGUAUACAGAACUUCAUCGAGAGAAAGAGAGAACAGGUAAACAUCAGCAACAUCCACGACUUCAUUCCCGGGGUAGAUCAAGAGAGCGAGACAGAAGAUACGUGUGCGAGAGUGCGCACACAAUUUGUGAGAAGAAGCGACUCCAAGGGACAUUUGAAGAUACGCAAGGUCCACAACGAAUGGGGCCCGCAAACGGUCUCCUCCUUCCCUCCCCAACCCGCACCCCUACCGGGCGCCAUAGCCGAAAGGGUCCUCAACAUUGAGAAAUUCCUCAACAUGGGGCCCGUGGCGCCCGACAUCUACAGGCGGCUGAAGGAGAUGGAAGAUAGAAUAGCGCAGCUGCAGGCCAUAUCGCCGGAGUACGCGGACUUCUGGAAAACGCAAAAGGAUAAAAGUGAGAGCGAGCAGAAACCAACCAUCGACUUCAUCUAUUCGGCGGACGACAUCGCUCGCAAGAUAGAACAGCUCGAGAAAAUGGAGGACACGUGAAAUACAUUGUAUACAAUUACAAAUUGCAUUUUUGAUACUAGCUUUUAUCGACGGGUGUAGUCGCCAUCAGAUAUAUCGGAGAGGCCGAGGCGCUCAGAAAUAUCUGAACACGCACUCUAACUCCUUGACAAUGGGGUUGGCAACUGUCAAAGGUUUGCAUAGAUGGCGCCAUCAUAGCUUGCCCCUGUCUCUAGUUUUGUUCUAUGAGAUUUGGCUUAAAGUACUGGAAUCCAGGUCACAAAAUUUCAAAAAAAAAAACAAGAAUUUGACACAAUUCUACGGAUUGACAGGGCAAGCUAUGAUGGCGCCAUCUGUUUAAUACUUCGACCGGCCAACCCCAUUAGAGCCGUGUUCAGAUAUUUGUGAGACUUUACUUUCACCACUUUCAACAUUCAUCUGUUUCUUAUUGCGACGAUUCAAAUUGUUAUUUUUUUUUAUUUCAUUGUAAGUUUGAGAAAAGCAUUAGAUAUACAAAUCUCGGCGAGAAACGGGGUUGCCGGCCGCGCAUCCUUAUCGGCCUCGCUCGCUCGGCCGUCUGUAUCUACUUGGACUGCAACACUUCGUUCCCGGCCUCUAAAGUAAUGUACUAUUAACCUAAUGUCCUAAUACUAUAGUACACAUUACCUCUAAUGAAAUUUGAUCUAGUCAAAUGGAACAGAGUUGCUUUUGUUUUGCUUCGUUCGAUUUAAAAACAAAACAUAUUCAACUCUUUUUUUUUCGAGUAUCAUUGACUCAGAUUUGAUUGCCAAUUUUCUUUGAAUGGUGGGCCGCUAGUGGUUAAAUAUAUACACCGUGUUUUUUUUUAAUUCCGUUAAUUUCAAGGGUGCAUUCCUGAGCUUAAAUUAAUUAACUUUCUCAAAGACACCGGUAUUCUAAUUAACUCCAUUUCGGAGAUAAUCAAUAUUUUAUUUAUAUCUUAUAAAGCCCUUACGAGUGUGUACACUUACCUUAGGGCCUGUUCACAUAUUGAUUAGUGUUUAAUACGGGUUAAUACAUUUGGUACUAAACGUAAGUACUAUCUCGGACGAUCGAUGUUCGAAAUGACAUUGAUAUGUCACAGUUUUCAAUUGUUUGAUUGAGAUAAAUGUAAUGCCCGUGCAACAACAACGCUAUAUGCAACAUUUAAUUGCUUUUUAUAACAAAAAAAAUGGUAAAAAAAAAUUAUAAAAAAAAAUCUUCAAAUCCUUUAACGUACUCGUACUUACCAAUACCCCGAAGUUAACGGAAUUCAAAAAAACACGAUGUAUAAUUAAGGUCUUAGCACAUUAUUAGAACUCAACAGCCACUCGACUCAAAAUUAAAUAUUGAAAUUAAAGCCUUAUCUUGUAUGUCCAACAGUACAAUGUUUAAAAUUUAGGUAACUGUCGGGUGGUCUACGCGUCGUCCACUCGUCGUCCACUAAGGUGAACCAAAAGUGAGUUGAGUGGGUGUGGAAUUGAUAUAGUGUGCGGAGACCUUAAGUCAACAUCCCUAUUAGGCUGUAAAAUAUCUACUUUAGUUUUCUAAGGCAUUUCAAAUAAAUAAGCUUAUUGGAUUAUUGUAAAAAUCCAGAAUGAUUACAUGUAUGAGGUAAAAAAUAAAAGGCAGUAAAAUUGUCUUAUAAAUCUA